AUGGAUGUGGUCAGUACUACUGGAUCACAUCCCAGCUCGGAUGACAAUGAGGCAUUCUGGAGCCCUGGUGUUGGCAUGCACGACCGAACGACUAGCAACACCACUCUGGGAAGCCCUCAGAAUAGCGCACUGGAAUCAACCUCCUCUCAUGAGCAAUCGCUUCCCUUCCCACGGCGAUUCAGGCGGGAAGGAGAACCCUUGGUUCAACGUCUCUACAUCUACAAUAUGACAGUGAAAGUGCUGAGGCAGCACUGUAAUGAGUUUGACCUCCACCAGACGGGCAACAAGACCAUGCUGAUUGAACAGCUGGAGGAGUUCAGUCGUGAACCUGAUUCAUGGGACAGGCUCCGUCCAGGUGCCUGCAAGUCCCACAAGGGUCCUCGAGCAAGUAGGCCUACAGACAUGGCCAGGACAGGCCGUACCAAGCAGUCUACACAACGCUGUGCGCAGCUGGUCAGCACCACUGCUGCCACAGCUGUCGCUGACAGAUCCAAGGACACACACACCUCAACCAAAGUUGCAGCACUGUUGCCGUGGACUGAGAUGAUCGCCAGAGAGUAUCCGUACCAGCCAAUGGAUCUCGUGCCUCCAGUUGCUGGCGCCGAGUCCAGUCAUACUCUUCUGACCACCAAUACAAGUGCACUGUCUGUUCCAUACAUUGACGAGGAUGCCAUCAUCCAAAAUGUGAGCGCAAAGAUUGUCAGCCUUGUUCAAGAUGCCCUCCAUGAGCCUGGCACUGCUCAGUCCCCACCUAUACUAGAUGCCGAGCGCAUCACUCACUCUGGUGCCGAAGGAACCACUCACUCCAGUGCCAAAGGCAUCACUCACUCUAGUGCCGAGAUCGUUGCAUCGGAAUGUGGGGCACCAAGAGAAUCCUCGACAGGGAAGCCACGGCUACUCCAGCUUGGAGAUGGCACCGUCUUGCAAGUGGAUGCCAGCGAGAUUCCUGAUCCCCCUGCCAUCAGUUUUGAUGACCAUACUGAGCACUGGAAAGGUCUGUCUGUCAUUGUCAUCCGUGGUCACCCAAUCACAGUUGAAUACUGGCCGUUACUAUAUCGCUAUGGCAAAGAGCAGCAGUGGCAGAGCACAAAGAAUAAAUGGAAUGAUUGGCGGGUCAUUGUCAAGUGUUACCAUCAAGACAGCCCUGAGCAGUUCUGGGCUACCUUCAGUGCCAAAGGAGAGCGCAUGAAGUAUACCACCAUUGUCCAGAAGCUGCGUGACAUGCGCAUGUCAAUUGACUCCCGCAUUGCAUAA
Messenger RNA from Suillus plorans, 1254 nucleotides. RefSeq lists its product as uncharacterized. The coding region runs from base 1 to 1254 and encodes 417 amino acids. The record is from RefSeq and is a predicted model, not a curated record. The transcript is spliced from 7 exons. Lineage: Eukaryota; Fungi; Basidiomycota; Agaricomycetes; Boletales; Suillaceae.